Helicoverpa zea (corn earworm) is the source of this 2770-nucleotide messenger RNA. Its product is annotated as tetratricopeptide repeat protein 5-like. The coding region runs from base 116 to 1468 and encodes 450 amino acids. Gene Ontology annotation, molecular function: protein binding. NCBI's taxonomy places the organism in Eukaryota, Metazoa, Arthropoda, Insecta, Lepidoptera, Noctuidae. The record is from RefSeq and is a predicted model, not a curated record. The transcript has 8 exons.
AAUAAAUUUGUCAAACCUUGUCUAUGAGUGCUGGAGAUUUUAUUUAUUUAUUUCGGCAAAUUGAAUUAUUUCCGAAAUUUGUGUACAAUUUAAGUGUUAGGAAAGAAAAUUAAAGAUGUCACAAGAUUCGGAUACUGAAGCAGAUAUUGUAGAGAAUGUGGCCGAACUAAUGGAUGGCUUAUUAAAGGAACUUCAAGAUUUGUACUCAUUUAGGGAUUUAUAUUUCGAAAACCAUCCUAUAGAGAUGGCUACGGAGAAGAAUAAACGCGUAGAAGAAAAGAAAGACGUACUGAUUGAAAAAUUUGAAUCUAUUGAUGUAGAAACUCAGAUACCGUUUUCUCACCGAGCCCAGUUCCUGUACAUGAAAGGUAGAUGUUACAACAUAAGUCCUACUUACGAUGCUAGAGCGACUCAGUGUCUAAGCAAAGCUGUGAAACUAAACCCACACCUCAUUGAUGCAUGGAACGAACUUGGCGAGUGCUACUGGAAAAACAUGAAUGUUAAAGAGGCUAAAGCUAGUUUUGAAGGUGCAUUGAAACAUGAACGCAACCGCCUAUCCCUGCGUUGCCUCUCAAUCAUCUUGCGCCAAGAAAGUGGUGACAAGAAACGCACAGAAGCUCAUCCCGCCAUCUUGAAAAGUGUAGAACUAGCUAAAGAGGCUGUAGCCCAAGAUAUAAAAGAUGGAGUAUCAUGGUCUGUGCUGGGCAAUGCUUAUCUGUGCCAGUUCUUCAUGGUGGCCCAAGACCCGUCUACGUUGAAGCUCUGUAUGAGUGCUUAUAAGCAAGCAUCAUUAGAUCCCAUUGCUAAAGGACAACCUGAUUUGUACUACAAUAAGGGUAUUGCCCUAAAAUACUCCGAAGUAUACGACGAGGCGCUACAGAACUUCGAGUACGCGAGCCGGCUAGACCCGCCGUGGCAGCCGCCGCAGCAGGAGCGAGCGAGACUGGUGACGUUCGUACACUCAGCUCAUGCUCUCGUCAAGAGUAGGGGCAAGUUGAAGAGUAAGAAGUUGGCGGGGAUGGUUCAGAGCCUAGACAGAAAAAUGCUAGGCGCAUACGGCGAAGGCCUGCACGCUUUCGCCGGGCGCCGCGAGGUGGCGCUAGAGUUGACACGUUUAGAUGCCUUGCAAGAAGGGCCCAAUGAAGCCAAGGUCAUUCUGGGGAAAGUCGUCGGCUCAAUACAUAAUGAUAAUGCUGUUCCUUUCACAUUCGCCCUAGUAGACGCGAGUAUGGAGUGUGUGCUAGUCACUGUAUACAACUGGGCUGAUGGCCGCGGCGCCAUCAUAGGAGAUUGUGUUGCCAUACCUGAACCGCUGAUGAGGACGCAUAAGCAUGAGUCGGACGCUAUGACAUACGACUUCAAAUCGAUCCGCGUGAACAACCCACUACUUCUACUAGUCAACGGCAAACGGGUUGCUCGCAACCAAUUCGCUUGCACCCGGGUUACUAGCACUUAUGAAAUACAUUGAGAUUACCUAUAAGGAAAUAUAAAGAUCGAGGGAAGAGAUAAGAGGUAGAAUAAGAAGAAAUGAGGAGAAGGUAAAAAGAAGGAGUUUGGAUCAAAAAUAACUGCUAUGUUUGGGACCCAGUGCCAAAUGAUUACCUUAGUAGGGGUAAGUUUCCAAUUUAAUUACGAAAGAAAGGAUUUUGUAAGCAGUUUUAUAUUGAUCAUGUGAUAAUACGCGGUGUAAAAGGCUGAUAUAAAAAGAGGUUACAUGUUAUUAGACUAAAAUACGACUAUAAAUAGGGAGAUAGUAUCUAUAGAUAGAGUGUGUAUUUAUCAUCAAUAACACUUAUAACUUUUUAUACAGUAAAAAGUUUGGUUUUAAUGUAUUAUUUUGCAAGAGAUCAUUAGGUAGUUAAAUAUAACUCUGGUAAUUCUGGUGUACAAAAUGUCUUCAAUAUUGUAAUUUAUGUACACAAUACUAUCUUCCAUUGAAGCCGUGGUAGAUAUUUUUAGAUCACCUUAUAUUUACGUCUCUAUUUUCGGUAAUAUGAAGGUGAUAUGUAACUUCUAUUUAUUUCACCUAAGGGUUGAGACUUCAUAAAUAAUGUAAAAUUAAUCUCAUCGAGCUUCAAAAGAGAAGAGUAUUUUAUACAAAAAUAUUAAUAUGACUGAUGAAUUAGAUUGUAUAUUUUAAUUUGCAAAUAAAAUGUACUAGCUUGUUAUGUUAAUGUUUGAGACAAAAAAACUUUUACUAAGUAUUCAGUCGAUGUAAUCGAAUCUAGGGAUUAAUAUAAAAAUCACGUAUAGAUAUAGAAUUUUUACAGUACUAAAUAAUAAUUAAAAACAGGAGUUAUGCGACGAAGCAGUACUAUAAUAAAGUACGCUUAGUAUGGUAAAUAUUCUCGGUUGUUUUCUAUGUAUUAUAGGAAUCCUUCACAACCUGUGUAUAUAAAGACAUAAUACUAUUAACAAGUGCAUCAAUUUUAUAUUUUAAAAAAUUAACACAGCAUUUUAGUUUUUUCACUGUGGUCAAAACUACGCAAGGAUGCAGUGAAAGCACUUAUAAUCUUUAGAGACUUGAAAUUUUGUAUAAAGGAAUGUGAAAUCUCACAAUUUGAUUUAAUGUCGAAAUGACCUUUUAAGAUCUCUUAAUUAAAUAAUUUUUAUUUAUUAUAAGUAUGCAACUAUUUAUAUCAUGUAAAGUUUAUUUCUUCACCGGUCAAUUUUAAGUUUAAUGCAAGCUAACUAGGAUUGAAAUCAGGCUUUUUUCAUAUGACAAUUUGUUGUACACUAAAUGUGAACUUAAAUAAAACGAAUUCCGUAA